AUGAACGAAAACGUAAGUUGCUUGGAGGAAUGGACUAAACACGACUGGUAUCUUACAAAUUCUUUAAAAACACCUAUGGGUCCAGUAUUUGAUCAACGAUGGGAAGAAUUUGAAGAGUAUAAAAAUCUUAAAGAUACCUAUGAUCAUGUAAAUAUCGAACUUACUACCGAAGUAAAGCUCUCUUUUUCGGUUCGUGUAGCUCACGAUGCGCAUAUAUUAAUUUGCAACGGUACAAAUUACAACAAAGAUUCUUGUUAUUGGAUCAUAAUAGGAGGUUGGUUUAAUACAGAGUCUAUCAUACGAAAAUGCGUAACGGGAGUGCCUUUACCCGGAAAUUUUCCAGCAAUAGGUUCGAAAUGCAGGGAACCAUUAGUUUCUUUUAAGCAUGAUCCACUGUCUGAAAGUGAAUGGCGAACGUUUGUUGUUACGUGGAACUCUAUGACGCAGAGAAUAAUUAUUUAUGAUACUGAUAAGAUUAUUAUGACAUAUACAGACGAAGAAGAAUCUUCGAGCGAUAAUUAUCAUAUGUUUAUCAGAAGUCCUUCAGCGAUGUUACUUCGAUUCCAUAUAUAUAAUUUUCUGCAUACGACAAUCAAGAAUGCAAUUUUAACAAGUCCUAUCUUUCAAAUUAGUAAUAGAACAAUGUGCAUACAAUUGUUAAUUGGUCUUUGCGCCGAAUGUGAAGCAGAUCUAGUCUUACUCGAUUUUACAAACAAUAAUGUGUUUGUAACGGUAACAGCAAAAGGUUCGAAAGCAAUCCAUAGCUUACCUAUGUGGCAAUCUGUCAAAAUUAAGCUGAAUUCUUCAGCAAUCGACUAUAAUGCUGACAGUAAAAUGAUAAUCCAGUUGAUUCCUAGAUUAAAUAAGCAUAGUUCGAAUCCGUUGUGGGCGAUAGCGAACGUUCGUCAAUGUCCCCAAGACGAAGCUUUGAGGGAGGGUUUUAUAAUUUCUCAGGAAGAUUGGAAGUAUCAGGUUAAUGACUAUUUUUGGCCGAAUGAGACAUGCCAAAAAUUAUUUUAUGAUGAACAUGCCACCGUGAAUCAUUUAUCGCGCGUCAAAUUUGAUGUAAAUCUGGAUGAUAUUGACACAUACUGUCCUGAAGGAAAGAUUGGACCACAAUGUUUAUAUUCUUGUACACAUCAUUUAAGUAGUAACUUUGACUGCAAAGGGGUUAAACUUUGUUAUGAAGAUGGUUGCACGUGUGCUCUUGCUUGUAAUAAACAUACAUAUGGUCAUGGCUGUAUGAAAACAUGUGGCUCAUGUCUUUACAAUGAAGAAUGUAAUAAAGCAAAUGGGGAGUGUAAUGAAGGUUGCAACAAUAACAAUGAAAAAGUUUACAUAUCACCUUUAUGUCAAACAAGCAUAGACAAGCCCGACGAACCUACAAUUAUUUCAAUAAGCGAGACGACUAUUCAUGCCAUUAUUCCUAUAAUAUGGAAAGACGAAUAUGAUAAAAUACCAAUUCUUUAUUCCUUUUAUAUUCGAACACAUCUCGAAAAUAUUGAGCAACCAUGGAAAAUAUUAUUUCAAAAUAUGACGCAACUUAUAGGAAGUUUUGAGGACCUGGAACCUGGUGUUACUUAUUACAUCAGUUUGUUCUUAGAUAUUGCUGGUAUAAAAAUGCAUAGUGGUUGGAAAGUAGUUGAGACUAAAUGCAAUCCGGUUGAAAACUUCAACAUAACGCCUAAAGAAAACAGCAUUACUAUCAAUUGGCUAAUCAAUCCAACGCAAUUAUAUUCAUGUCCGACAAAUUGGUAUUAUCUGACAGUUUCCAAAAUAGAUACAAGUACGAUAGUCAAAACUUUAGUACCUACAUCUUUUGAAUACGAAUUGGAAUACUUGCCGUCGUACACUUCUUUUGAAGUGAUCAUAUAUCACAAAAAUGAUAAAUUAUUUUCCCAGGAAAUUCGUACGCUUGAAGGCAUCCCAUCUAAAGUGUUAGAUCUUCAAAGUAUGUUAUCGGCUAAUACAGAACUUAUUCUGAUUUGGAGAGCUCCACUUGAACCGAACGGAAACAUAGAGAAAUAUGAAGUAUCCUUAAAGGUUGAAGAAUACUUUGGUUGUAAGAACUUAAAAAUAUCUGCUCCAAUUAAUCACACAAUUACAAAUUCUAUUACAAACGUACCAACGAUCACAAUUCAAGAUUUACAUCCGUACAGAUCUUAUAGUGCGCAGGUCAGAGCUUAUAAUUCACGACAUUUCAGCACGUACGCAAAGACAACCUUUAAGACAGCCCAAUCUGAGAUACCGUCAGAAGUAUUUAGUCAGUUGACAAUACAAGAUUGGAUACUGUCAUGGAGUGUGCCCGAAGAUUGUACGACGAUUUCAGGACCACUAAAAUCCAGAAUAAAAAUACAGGGCAUUAGUGAUGCUGUUAAAUACUUUAAUACAACCAAACAGACUAGCUUCUAUUAUAUCGAUUUGAAAGGAUUAGAUCAGAAAUUAAAUGGUCUUGAGCAAUAUAAGGCAACAGUGUACGUAAUAAGAGAGUUUGUGAGCAAAGAAAAUGCCUCUGCUUAUCAAACAUUCGAGUUCGAAACUCCACCAAUAGCUCCACCCAGAGUAACCAAUUUAGAGGUUGUCGAGUUUGAUAUUCAAAAGGAAAUUAUAUAUCUGAGAUGGCAAAGUCCGCUUCCACCUCUCAACGGAAAAUUACGUAAUUAUGGUGUCCAGUUAUGUGAUACAUAUUAUAAAAAACGUUGCUCAGAUAUUCAAGUUCAAUUCAAUGAGUUUUGUGACUUGUGGGAUGAUUAUAUUUGUAGAGCUAUUCACAAACCAUUGAUAUUUAAUCAAAUAAUUAAGGUUUUUGCGUACAAUAUAAACGUCACUGAACCAGGCCUUCCAGUUGUCGUGACUCGUGACAUGCUUCAUAAUACAACGCCGGAUGCACCUGGGAAUUAUACCUUUACAAUCAACAACAACAGCGUGAUUGAUCUAAAAUGGCUUCAUCCUUGGAGAACAGGUGCUCCUCUUAAGUCUUUUCGCAUUCGAAUAGUAGAAAUCUCCUCAAAUCUGAGAAGACGCCUUUCUCGAUCAUUAAUGGAUAAAAUACUUGAAUAUCCGGUGACACAAUACAUGCGAAACUACAACAAACAAUUAUAUUUGUUUCCGUCAACGCAAUACGUUAUCUAUAUUCAAGCUGUAACAAUUGAAAAUACGUCCAGCGACACAAAAUUCGUACAAGUUCGUACGCCUUCAACUGCAGCUUUUGAUAGCGUUCUAAAUGUAGCGAACAAAUUCGAUUCCACGAUUUUAUUAAAUAUACCGUUUGUUAUAAAUGACACUCAAGAUAGCAUGAUGUACAUUAUAGUAAAAGGUCAUAACCUUUGCGAGCAAUAUUUAAAUGUACCUGAGAAACUACGAGCGCGAGUAGGCAUAAAGAUGAACGAAAUCGCUUGGGUAGCUGCUGAAGCUUCUACCAGUGAGUUUGCUGGCAAACAAUUCAAGGUCGGUGAUAACUAUAUUUAUGGUAAUGCAAAAAAUUGUCCAUUAAAAUCUGAAAGAUAUUAUGAUAUAAUGAUUAUCGUAACUGAACGGAAUUUAUUCACCGAGUCCAUUAUGCUUACAAGAUCGGUUUUUAUUGGUGAAAUUUCAUCGCAGCAUCACGAAGCGUGGAUCGUACCUGUUAUAUUACUUCUUGUUGCGGCAAGCGUAGCUUUUUACUUUUACCGAAGGAAAAAACAGAAAUUGACUGAGCAGUUAAUGCAAGACGAGAUGAUUCUGUCGCAAAACAUUCAGAACUUUGGGCACGAAAUAAAGUCUGCGAUAUCGAAUUCGAAGCAAGAUCUGUCUAUUUCUUCUAAUAGACAAUCUCUAUCGCGGACAACCACGCCAGAAAUACCGAUUGCCACCGCAAACAACAACGAUGAGAAGGCGGAAAUGUCGUCAUCAGUGAAGGUGAAAAAUUUCGAAGAUUACGUCAAGCAGGCGAUACAAUUAGGAUUACUCGAUAAACAAUAUGAGACAUUUCCAAGAGGACAAACUAGAUCAUGGGAUUAUGGGAAAUUACCGCAGAACAAAUCUAAAAAUCGAUAUGGAAAUCUUAUUGCGUAUGACGAAACGCGUGUGAUAUUAAAGAAACUUCCGGAUGACGCUCACUCCGAUUACAUCAACGCUAAUUACAUCACCGGUUAUAAAAAGGAUAAGCACUAUAUAGCAACACAAGGACCCAAACCCAACACAGUCAUCGACUUCUGGCGCAUGAUUUGGCAGGAAAACGUUCUUAUUAUCUGCAUGUUGGCAAAUGUGAUCGAAAAUGGAAAAACAAAAUGUGAACAAUAUUGGCCGGAUAUUGGCAAGAAGAAGAAAUACGGCGACAUCAUUGUGCUAAAUGCGAAGCACAAUGUCUUUGCUGAUUAUUGCUUCAGAACUUUUACUGUCACUUGUGGAGAGGAAACUCGUAAAAUAGAACAUCUGCAUUAUACGGCUUGGCCAGAUCAUGGUGUGCCAUUGUACACGCACUCUGUAGUCACGUACUUGAAGAAACUAUUGGCAACACCACCUGGAAAUGGACCCGUGAUAGUCCAUUGUAGUGCUGGCGUUGGAAGAACCGGGACCAUCAUUUUGUGCGACAUUUGUCUUCGUCGAGCAGCAGCGGAAGGGCUGGUCGAUGUUUUUGCCGAAACGGCGUCCAUUAGAAGCGAAAGAGCUAACAUGGUGGAUAACAAACAGCAAUAUCUGUUAGCGCAUUUGGCAUUAGUGGAAUGUUUGCUUUCUAUUCCAACCACAUUACCGUGUAACGAGAUGUUACUGACACAAAUCAAAGCGUUAAAGAAACAAUUGCCGCUUCAACUGCAAAGAUUACAGAAUAUUGCAUGGCAAGAUGACGCUCUGCGACAAAUUACAUCCCCUCCGCAAUUGUUGGAGUGUAAUCGAGCUAAAAACAGAUUUCCAGAAUUGAUUUCAGAUAAGAUUAGUAGAAUAUAUUUGAAAAGAUACCCAGCAUCAGACGAAGACAGCGAUUAUUUAUCCGCUGUUUACGUAGACGGAGUAAAAGUUCAAAAUCAAUAUCUAGCCACGCAGCUUCCCAUGCCAUCAACAAUUAAUGAUUUUUGGCGAAUGAUUGCUGAGUUCAAAGUUGAACUUAUUCUGAUGUUGCAGCAGCCUGAUUUUCAGGAUUCUACUUGCUGCGCCAUUGCUUCUGCAAGCGGCGAGUUUAAACCAGUUCCAUAUUUGAAUAUCAUAAUGAAGGAAGUCGUAGAGUCUGAGUAUUAUACGUCACAAAAAUUGUUGCUCAUUGAUAAUUCCGAGAAACCCUCGAGAGAACAAUUUGUUACUAUACUGUGUUUAAUGGAAUGGAAACCUGGAAAGGAUCAACCACCACCGCCGGUUAUAACGAUGGUAACCCUUUGGCAAGCGGCGGAGAGAAUUGCGAGAAGCGAUGGGCCCACUGUCACUCUUUGCCACGACGGAGUAAAUGGAUGCGGUCUCUAUCUAGCAUUGAGUUUCUUGCUAGAACGUAUGGCCGUCGAAAGAGAAUGCGAUGUUUCUUUAGCAGUGCGAGCUGUUAGACGAUCAAGACCAGAUUUUGUUCAUUCCCUGGAACAGCUGGAGUACCUUUAUGAUGCGGCAGAGACAUAUUUGAAGUAUUUCGAAACCUAUGCGAAUUUUUCGUAA
This is a messenger RNA of Cyphomyrmex costatus, 5616 nucleotides long. RefSeq names its product receptor-type tyrosine-protein phosphatase U. The record is from RefSeq and is a predicted model, not a curated record. Gene Ontology annotation, molecular function: protein tyrosine phosphatase activity; protein binding. Lineage: Eukaryota; Metazoa; Arthropoda; Insecta; Hymenoptera; Formicidae. Bases 1 to 5616 code for a protein of 1871 amino acids. Gene Ontology annotation, biological process: motor neuron axon guidance; protein dephosphorylation. The transcript is spliced from 31 exons.